Messenger RNA from Beta vulgaris subsp. vulgaris (sugar beet), 2323 nucleotides. RefSeq names its product aluminum-activated malate transporter 2. NCBI's taxonomy places the organism in Eukaryota, Viridiplantae, Streptophyta, Magnoliopsida, Caryophyllales, Amaranthaceae. Gene Ontology annotation, biological process: malate transport. The record is from RefSeq and is a predicted model, not a curated record. The transcript has 5 exons. The coding region runs from base 339 to 1715 and encodes 458 amino acids. Gene Ontology annotation, cellular component: plant-type vacuole membrane.
ACAAUGUACAUAAUUGGGUUUUUUUUUUUUUUAAAUUCAUAUGAGCCACGAAAGUGGUACAAAGUAUAAAGAAGGGGAAGAGGGAUUCGAACUUAUAACCUAUCGUUCAUAGCACCUCAAUCUUAACCACUACGCCAAGACAUUCUUGAUUCAAUGUACAUCAUUGGUAGAUCAACAAAACUGCAAGGCUUAGGCAAAUUGGUUUACGAUUUAGGAAGGACAAAAUCUAAUUGGCAACAAUUUGCCAGACAAAAAGCACCUUCCGCAUAAAAAAAAAAGAAGUCUCUUAUUUAAGUGACCACUCAUAACACAUGAACAUCUGUAUCUCGCUUACUUAGAUGAUUAAUGGUAAGAGAGAAAGCAAAGAAAUGGAGUCUCCAAAUCAAGAAAAACCAAGCUUGUUUAACAGCAUGUUCAAGGCUAAAUAUGAUAAGAUUACAACUGAUGUUAGUCAUAUUAGCCAAAUAACAAAGGAGCUCGCACAAGAUGAUCCAAGAAGAGUUGUUCACUCUAUCAAAGUUGCAUUUGCCAUAACCGUAGUCUCCCUCUUCUACUACUUCGAUCCACUUUAUGAGGGCUUCGGGGUUGGUGCUAUGUGGGCUGUUCUUACCGUCGUCGUCGUUUUCGAGUUCUCUGUUGGUGCAACGCUAGGAAAAGGGGUGAAUAGAGUGUUGGCAACUAUUUUAGGGGGGAUGUUAGCAGUUGGUGCUCAUAGAUUAUCAAGUCUUCCAGGAAAGAAAUUGGAGCCUUUUUGCCUUGGAGUAUGUGUCUUCAUAACAGCUGGAGUGACAACAUUUUUGCGAUUUUUCCCGAAAAUGAAGGCAAGAUUUGAUUAUGGAGUAUUAAUAUUCAUAUUAACAUUUAGUUUAAUAUGUGUAUCGGGGUAUCGAGAUGAUGAAGUUAUAGACAUGGCACAUAAAAGAAUUACGACUAUUUUGAUAGGAAGCUCUACAUCUGUGAUUGUAUGUGUUGUUAUAUGUCCUGUUUGGGCUGGCACUGAUCUUCACAAACUUGUUGCCACCAAUCUUCUUACGCUUGCCCUCUUCUUUCAAGAAUUUGGAGUUGAAUAUUUCAAAACUUCAUCUGAUGAAAUCGCAAACGACAACAAUGAAGCCUUACUAGAUGGACUAAAAAAUGUUCUCGACUCCAAAAACAACUUAGAUUCUCUGCUGAAUCUUGCAAAAUGGGAGCCACGCCAUGGACGAUUCAAAGGCAGCCAUCCAUGGACACAGUACCAGAAAAUCGGUGAGUUGGCUCGGCAUUGCGCUUGCCGAGCAGAAGCUCUCCAUGGCUUCAUAUAUCCUCACCUUCAAAUACCAAAAGAAGUGAAGUCUAAAUUCCGAGAAACACGCUGUAAGAUGAGCUCAGAAUCCGGCAUAGCGUUGAAGGAGCUAUCAUUAGCAAUGAAGAAAAUGACCAAACCUUCCAAGGCAAAACCCCACCUUAUUAAUGCCAAACAAGCUGCUCAAAAUCUUAAUCUUUUGUUAAAAUCAAACAUAUGGAAAAACCUUAAUCUUUCAGAAGUAACAUCAGUUGCUACUGUCGCCACUCUGUUAGUAGAUAUAGUAACUUGCAUUCAAGAGAUUGCUGAUGCUGUUGAAGAGCUUGCAUCUCUUGCUAAAUUUAAGGAUUUUAAGGAUGUUAAGGUUGCACCACAGAUUGAAAAAGCCAAGUUGGGUAAUCAAGGAUCGAUUAAACGGGCGUUCCUUUGCUAAUCAUGUUAUUGUAAUUGAGAGUUCAUCACCAGCUUCUUCUCCCAGAAUAUCAAUUCCCAGAAAUCCGGCUUCUUUAGCCAUGGCUCAGCACUCUGCAGAGUAAUAUUGUAAAUCCAAUUUUUCUUUCUUGUUUUAAUGAGUUGCUUAAAAUUUGUUGGUCUGAGUAGUGAGUACGCUUAUGCCACAUAUAUUUUUUUUUUUUGGGUAUAGAAUGUACAAUGUGGGGAGCCUGAAAGGUAAUCUUAGCGUAGAAUAAGCUGGGCCGUGCCCGGGGCUAUGAUGUUUGAGGCCUGUGCAUAUUUUUGAGAAGGGACAACAAAAAUAUUAAUUUUCAAAUAAAAAACUUCACUAAGUUUAUGAAGAGAACAUCAAGGUAUAUUUGUAAUUCAUAAAUGGUGUACACGUUCGUAUGUUGAGAAACGUGCUCACAUGUACAUGAGUAACAUGACUAACAAGCCAAAUGUACAUGAAUAAUAAAUUUGUUGGUCUGAUUACGCUUACGGCUUAUGCCGCAUACUUUUUUUUGUAUACAAUGUACAAUGUGGGGAGCCUGGAAGGUAAUCUUAGUGUAGAAUAAGCGGGGCCGGGGCUAUGAUGUCUGGAGCAAU